AUGGAGAUACAAAGUGCAAAGAGAGGGAGAGACAAGCACUGCUCAGGUUCAAACAAGGCCUUAAAGAUGAGAAUGUCAUGUUGUUCACAUGGAAAGACGGUCCAACUGCAGAUUGUUGCAAAUGGGAAAUGCAACAACCAAACUGGUUAUGUUCAAAGUCUUGAUCUGCAUCGUUCGGAAACAAACUAUUUGAGUGGUGAAAUAAAUUCUUCACUAACUGAGCUGCAACAUCUAAAAUAUCUAGACCUCAGUUAUUUGCAUACUAGUGGUCAAAUCCCAAAAUUUAUUGGCUCCUUCAGCAAGUUACAAUACCUCAAUCUCUCAACAGGUCAUUAUGAUGGGAAGAUUCCUUCUCAACUUGGAAAUCUCUCACAAUUGCAACACCUUGAUCUUAGCAACAAUGAACUCAUUGGAGCAAUCCCUUUCCAACUCGGAAAUCUUUCAUCGUUGGAGUCUCUUUCUAGAAGGCAAGGAUUACUAAUCUUAAGCCUUCCAUCAAAUAGCUUCAAUGGUGCAUUGCCUUUAUGGAUUGGAGACAGUCUACAAGGAUCACUAAUCUUAAGCCUUCGAUCUAACAGCUUCAAUGGAAGUCUAGCUUCAAAUCUCUGUUAUUUGAGAGAACUUCAAGUAUUAGAUCUGUCACUAAAUAGCUUCUCAGGAGGAAUUCCAUCAUGUGUUAAGAAUUUUACUUCAAUGACUAAGGAUACCGUCAGCUUAACUGUAGGGUUGGAUCAUUAUCUACUUUUCACCCAUUAUGGCCCUUUUAUGAUAAACUACGAGAUCGACCUGUCCAUGGUGUGGAAAGGUGUAAACCAACGUUACAAAAAUGCUGAUAGGUUUUUAAAAACCAUUGAUCUCUCAAGCAACCAUCUUACGGGGGAAAUACCAACUGAAAUGAAGCGCUUAUUUGGAUUGAUUGCCUUAAAUUUGUCAAGGAACAAUCUCAGCGUGGAAAUCAUUUCAAACAUAGGAAACUUCAAAUCACUCGAAUUUCUUGAUCUGUCAAGAAAUCGUCUUUCAGGUAGAAUUCCUUCCAGUCUAGCUCACAUUGAUCGUCUUGCUAUGUUGGAUUUGUCACACAAUCAACUCUAUGGAAAAAUUCCAAUUGGAACACAGUUGCAGACCUUUAAUGCUUCAAGUUUUGAUGGAAAUUCCAACCUUUGUGGAGAUCCCCUUGAUAGAAAAUGUCCAGGAGAAGAGCAAUCAAAACCACAAGUGCCAACAACUGAUGUAGGAGAUGACAAUUCAAUAUUUCUGGAAGCAUUCUACAUGAGCAUGGGGCUAGGAUUCUUCACUGGUUUCGUUGGCUUGGUAGGCAGUUAG
Molecule: messenger RNA, 1323 nt
Organism: Medicago truncatula (barrel medic)
Lineage: Eukaryota; Viridiplantae; Streptophyta; Magnoliopsida; Fabales; Fabaceae
Product: receptor-like protein EIX2
Exons: 2
Coding region: 1-1323 (440 amino acids)
Molecular function (GO): protein binding
Source: RefSeq, a predicted model, not a curated record